AAAAGAGAAAGAUCUUAGGUCGUUUGCAAGCUCAUUUCACAAACCAAAUCUGGACAACCAGAGCUAAAAAUGAAGCUGACACUUAUCUUCCUCCUCGGUUGCUGCUUGGCUGAGACCACCUUUGGCUGGACGUAUCACUACAUCAACAAGACCAUGAACUGGACCAAGGCCCGAGAGUGGUGCCAGACCACGUACACAGACAUGGUAGUCAUCCAAAACCAGGAUGAGAACAACUAUCUGGUGUCAAAGCUUCCAAACAGAACUGGGUCCCCCUAUUAUUGGAUAGGAAUCACUAAGCAACAUAAGAAUGAAACCUGGACCUGGAUUGGGAAUAACAGCACAUGGAUUGGUAAAGAGUCAUGGGCGGCCAAUGAGCCAAACAACAACCACAGCACUGAGUUUUGCGUUGAAAUCUACGUGAGCCACAAUGCAAAUAGAGGGAAGUGGAACGAUGAGAAAUGUGCUAAUAAAAAAUCCCCUGUCUGUUACAAAGCUCAAUGUGAGGAAACAUCUUGUGAAAAUGGGAGAUGCCAGGAGUCCAUUGAAAACACAACCUGCCUCUGUGAACCUGGCUUUGAGGGGGACAGGUGCCAAACAGCUGUGCAGUGCCCCCCUCUGUCUCAUCCUGAUAACGUAUACCUGAGCUGCUCCGGAGGAAAUCUGACAAUCAACUCAACCUGCCAAUUUAAAUGUCACUUAGACUUCCUAAUGAUAGGACCAACAACUGUCACCUGUGGGGCCACUGGGAUCUGGAAGGGCCCAAGGCCUACUUGCUCAAGGUACGAACAGGCUCUAAUGGCUGUGGCUGGGUGUGGAGCCCUCUCAACCUUCUGCUGCAUCUGUUUGUGCUGGAUGAAACGCAGAAAACGAAAGAAACUUGCACAAGAAAGCCUGAAGAAGCAUUUAGUCCACCCAGUGAGGCACUGGGAUGAAGGACAACUGGAAUUUAUGUUUUACUGUAAUAUAUUUAUAAUGACCAGUGUGUUGAACAAAUAUCCAUUUUAGUACUUUGUAUAAGACUAAACUAAACGACAGGCUGCAUGCUGGAAUAGUUGGUUAACUAAGCCUAUAUGUCUAAUGUGGUAUAUUUUUAAUCUUAAUAUACAUAUAUCCUGCAUGAAUAUAAAGUAUGUAGUUCUAAAGUUUUAUUGGUAUAUACGCAUGUUAGCUCAUAAAAGUCAUGUAAUAAUA
Notolabrus celidotus (New Zealand spotty) is the source of this 1191-nucleotide messenger RNA. Its product is annotated as L-selectin-like. Lineage: Eukaryota; Metazoa; Chordata; Actinopteri; Labriformes; Labridae. The coding region runs from base 70 to 1005 and encodes 311 amino acids. The record is from RefSeq and is a predicted model, not a curated record. The transcript has 8 exons.